AUGACAGGUACACAACUCCAUGUCCCACAACAGCCUUGGAUCACCCAGCUAUUCUACCACGCGGAGAAAACACCGAAUCGAACAUUCAUCCGCGAUCUCGGAACUGGGAAAGAGGCAACCUUUAAUGAAUUCCUGUAUGAAGUCCUCACGCAUGGUGCUCGUCUCAAGGAGAGAUUGAGCCAGGAUACCCAAGCUCGACUCCAUGAUCCAAACGAGGAGGUCUUUAUUGGCCUCCUUGCGAAAGCGGGGUUUGAAUAUGUUGUGCUCCUCUUUGCAAUUUACAGUAUUGGCGGCAUUGCUGUUCCCAUGAGUAAGUGA
Messenger RNA from Aspergillus calidoustus, 318 nucleotides. The record is from the annotation of a GenBank genome assembly. NCBI's taxonomy places the organism in Eukaryota, Fungi, Ascomycota, Eurotiomycetes, Eurotiales, Aspergillaceae.